Molecule: messenger RNA, 1250 nt
Organism: Cantharellus anzutake
Lineage: Eukaryota; Fungi; Basidiomycota; Agaricomycetes; Cantharellales; Hydnaceae
Exons: 1
Coding region: 360-1118 (252 amino acids)
Source: RefSeq, a predicted model, not a curated record
UGAUUCGGUCAUUAUGAGCCGGCAGCUGGCUGGAACUCCAACUUUCUAAAAUGGUAUAGUAUCCGUGGUACCAAACAGCGCAUCUGAAAACGUAGUCGGCAGGUGACCUGCUUGAGUGGAGCGGAGAUGGGGGUUGGGUCAAGUGAUGUACCCCAGUAAACCAUGGGACCCACUCCAAGCCAACGACGUCAAGCCUCAUAAUGCGACCGUGGAGCAGUGGAGUCAAACGUUCUUGCGCCAACACUGAGUAAGUACAUAAGGACAGUUGGAACGAACAGCUUCCAACCAUCUACUACUACUACGUACUACUACUACAAGUACUUUGCACCCCCAAAGACAAAGAGAAAAACAACAACAACAUGGUAAAUCUUGUCACUCUUUUUUUUCCUCCAGAAAUACGAAAUACUCAUGAACAAAACGCGCUGGUUAAUGUUGGGGGUCGAAUCUUAGGGAUCUGUCGUCUCUGCCAUAGGAGGUGCUAUCGAAUCGGUCAUCAGUGCCAUCGCGAACGUCAUCCUGUCCAUCGUUGGAGGAAUCACAUGGGUACGUUCGACCUUCCUUUGCUCUCUUCUCUCCCCCCCCACUUCCCUUCCUUACUCGACGCGCUGACUGAAAUGAUAUCAUCUAUAACUCCAAUCAGAUCCUCGUAUCCAUCUGGGACUUCAUCAUCGAUAUCAUCUGCUGCCGAUGUUGUUCAGGUCGAAGAAGACAUACUUCGACAACGUCAAGGAGAGGUUGGGGUCGAAGAUCGGCUAGAGCAGGGUAUUAAGCGAUUCGUAUGGUUGGAUCGGAUUUACGCUAGUAGUACAUUUUACAUGGAGCGCGCGUUCUUUCAAUUCCCCCCCCCCCCCCUUCCCAGCGCGAACAUAUCUUCCACUAGUGUAACAAUAUUGAGUCUGGACUCGUCUCUAUGUCGUGAAAGCGUUUUUUCUUGUUUGAAAAUAUUUAUGAUGUCAUCCCUGCUCUUUCCGAUCCCGAAGUCAAAAACCCCUUUUGAAUUCUUUUUCCCGGUCCUGGCAACCCCCGGGAUCUCCAUCUCCAGCUCAGGAACAUACCCGGGACACUCUUUCCGUGACACUGAAUGUAACAUACUCGACGCGCGCGCAACGCCCAAUUAAUCAGCAUUCUUUUUUUGUUUUCCCUGCCCGAGCCGGUCGGAGGAUAAGACAACCCAUGCGUUCACAUAUGACGCGAACCUUUGAUUACUGUAACUGGUUCUCCUCGAAGAAAAAGAUUCACAUGCGCAAGUG